Molecule: messenger RNA, 3093 nt
Organism: Punica granatum (pomegranate)
Lineage: Eukaryota; Viridiplantae; Streptophyta; Magnoliopsida; Myrtales; Lythraceae
Source: RefSeq, a predicted model, not a curated record
UAGACGCGCCUUCCAACCGAUGCCAAGCUCCCCAAAAUUCAAUCCAUUCUCACCUCAAUUUCUCUCUCUCUCUCUCUCUCUCUUUCCCCGCAAUUCUCACACAGAAUACGCAGAGAGAGACAAAGCCACCGAUACGAAGACGACGACGACGUCAGAGGGUAGAGAGAGAGAGAGAGAGAGAGUAGAGAAUUCGGCUUCAGGAGAAACGGAUUGAUGCACGCGGUUGCUUCAUGCGUUUCCUAUAUCUCUCACCUGCUCCCUCGCUUUCUUUAACCGUCCUUUUUUAUCCUCCUCCUGCGUGUCUCCUGCUUCCACCUCCAGUCUCUUCCUCACCGUCACGGAGGUCUCCUCAGCUCCGACACGCCACCCGCGCUUAUUCGAUUUCCUCUCCGCCGUCGACUUCGUGCUUCCUGUGAAUGAAGCUCGGCGGCGGUGGUGGCGUCACGUUGUUCCUUCCUCUCUCUUCCAUCUCCAUGGAAUUGUGGCGAUCCAGCAGAGAGAUUUGUUGAUUCCGGCUUCCGUUUGAGGAUUCAUGGGAAAGGAAAACGCCAACCAAUGUGUUUUUCCUCUGACGAGCUUACAGAUAGGAGACUUGCAGUCCUAUCUUUCAGAACUCAGUUUCUUCCUGGCCUUUGAGAGUAAAAAGUUCUACAUAUUGGUGGACAAUCGGCCAUGGCUGGGAAACUUUAAUUUACGACCAGCACAGCUAUGGCAGCUGAUGGUUACAAAGUCAAGGUCAUCUCCUUUUGCAAACACUAAAGCACGGCGACAGAAAAAGAAGGGGAAACAAGCUCGAUCCAAAGAUGAAAACAGUGAGACAAAGAAGCUGGAGAAAUGGUCCUCAUUAAUCGAUGCUGCAAGUUCGUCCCAUAAGAAGGUUCUAUUGCCUGUAAAGAAUCUGCGGAAAUCUUUGCAGUUAAGCAGUGAAUUGCACCGGACUCUUUAUGGGUUUAUCGUUUUUGAAGUCGAAUGGGAUAACGUUCGAGGUAUAAAUUAUCUGAAUGAGCUCCAGACAGAUACAUGCCUAGCUCUGGAGGCUAAGCUAAUGAAAAGAUGGGAGUUUGAUAGCAUAACACAAGCUGCAGGCUGCAUGUCGUCAUGGUUCACGGGGACUGUUGCCGAGCGUCGCACUUUAAAGGAUUAUCUUAAUGCUUCCGCAGGAGAUAUUUUCUAUGAUGCUGAAGAAGAAUUUCCGAGAUCCCACAUUGGUCGCUGUGAAGAAAUUUGCAGCAGUGAUCCCUAUAUCGGAGAGAAUUCUCCCACCAGUGCUGGUAGUCGCUUUAGCGUAUUUUCUGCUUUUAAUGAAGAUAGUGAAAGUGGGCCGCACACGCCACCUCUUAAGAGAAGGAGAGUGACCAAGUUCACUAAAAGUGAUGGAGAACUUGAUUUCUGUUCAGAUGAAAAACGGUACGAAAGUGAGGAUUCUAUCGAUUCAUCAUCUGCCCCUGAUGCUGAAAAUUCAGUUGACAUUUUCGAGUACAGGGAUAUUUUGAUGAUUUUCCGGUUCAAUGACCAUGACCUCCCUUUUAAAUUGAGACAAGUAAUAAUGUCAGAUUUGAGAUUGCUUACCUUAUUGGAGUCAGGCCUUCCAUCUUGGGUUAUAUUCCUCCAGUCGUAUCCUGUGUUUUGCCACCUUUAUCGCCCAUGGAUGUGCCCGCUUGCUAGAGCUCUGUACGUGAUCAUUUCAGUUGUGACCGUACUUAUUGGAUUUUAUGACUUGUACAAGAAUGUUCCGGUACUCAAGGCAACUGCUGCCCAUUUGUGCGGUCCUCUCUUUGAUUGGAUAGAAACAUGGGAAAUGGUAACGCGGAUCAAGUACCUUGGAACGAUGCUCUUUCUUCAUAAUUGCCAGAAAGCUCUUAAGUGGUUCCUAAUGAUGACUAGCACCACUCGGUCCUUCUUCUUUGUUCUUGUACAACCCUUGGUGGUACCUCUUUUAGAGCUUUUCCACUCCCUUUUUCCACUAUGGAGUGUUUUAUCCCAAGCAGUUUAUAGCUCCUUCUCCAUUGUUUGGAUGAUAAUUGGAUCAAUCUGCAGUCUAGUGGCCGAACUAGUAGAAGUUUUAUUGCAGCCGUUGUGGUUCCUACUGUCACUUGUCUGGACUAUUGGAAAUUCAAUCUUGUAUCCCAUAUUCUGGAUGCUUUGUGAAACGUUGUACUUGCCCAUCCGCAUGGUCCUCACGUUAGCAAACACAAUUGCUUUUAUUGGGACAUACACAUAUGGAUCUAUUAUAGAAGUGUGGCAGUCUGUGAGUGGUGUAUUAAAGAUUGCGUCAGCAACUAAUACUGCAGUGAACCGCACAUAUGAAGUUUCAAAGUGGCGUUUAUUAUGGAGCGAUCUUUUCUCCCAGGUCUUCCGUGCUCUAAGGACAAUUUUGAAUGGUUUUGUUGCCUUCUUCACUACAUGCAACAGACAUCGUCUUAGCAUCUACAAUCAUAUGGAGGUAAUGAUACAGAAAUACUUCCAUCGGACUCAGAGGUUGAAUUCGCUGGAUCGGGGUCAUCAUAGAUCGAAUCUACAACCUAAAAGUCCAUCAGCAGGAAGGAGGAAGAGCCAUCACCACGGCCACCACGGCAAGUGAGUUUUGAGAUGAGCUGCUGAGGGGAACCAUCUUUCUUGCAGUGCAAUUCUCGAGAUCAGUUUGGCGAGAGCAUCUAUCUUUAUCAAAGAUUGAAUUAACAUGAAACCCACAAUGAAGAGAAGCCAAGAACUAGGCUAACUGAACAUAAAGACCCGGAGGACUCUAACACAAAGGCGGCAUGGCAGCAAGGAAUCAAGAGAAGGAGCUUUGGCAUCAGAUGGCCCGAUGACAAUGCCCUUUCCAUCCUUGACCUUUUUUUUUUAAUUUGUUCAUUUUUUGAUCUAUCUUGUACAUAAGAUCAUCGUAUAUAGAUUGUACAGCAGUGACAGUCGAACUCGGGAGAACAUUCGCAGAGAACUUUUCUUAAGUCAGCGGAUGUGAUUAGAUUCCUCGAUAACUUUUCUUAAGUCAGCUGAUGUGAUUUCUGGUGGGCAUCUUCCUCCUCUUGAACAGUUACGAGGAGUUUUGUGUGUAUCACCAUGUCCAGUCAUCAGCAUCUCCCACUUCUUCGA